Messenger RNA from Aureobasidium namibiae CBS 147.97, 1320 nucleotides. RefSeq names its product cystathionine beta-lyase-like protein. Gene Ontology annotation, biological process: 'de novo' L-methionine biosynthetic process; transsulfuration. The coding region runs from base 1 to 1320 and encodes 439 amino acids. Gene Ontology annotation, molecular function: pyridoxal phosphate binding. The transcript has a single exon. Gene Ontology annotation, cellular component: cytoplasm. NCBI's taxonomy places the organism in Eukaryota, Fungi, Ascomycota, Dothideomycetes, Dothideales, Saccotheciaceae. The record is from RefSeq and is a predicted model, not a curated record.
AUGUCGUCUUCUUCUACAUCAGUCCCGGCCAACAAGCGCCUGGACAUGGAUGGCCACGAUCUUCCUCCUUCGCCCACUCCCUCCAGCCCCAGCAAUGGCAAGAACAAGUACUCUCUCGCAACUGAGCUCGUCUACACCGAGUCCAACGACCAGUACAAUGCUAGCAGCGUCCCCAUUUAUCAGUCCGCAACUUUCAAGGGCGAGGGCAACGAGUACGACUACACUCGUUCCGGCAACCCUACCCGUACCCAUCUCGAGCGUCAUCUGGCCAAGAUCAUGAACGCCCACCGCGCGCUGGUCGUGUCGUCGGGCAUGGCUUGUCUUGACGUUAUCACCCGUCUUCUUCACCCCGGUGAUGAGGUUGUCACCGGUGACGACCUCUACGGCGGAUCCAACCGCCUCCUCAAAUACCUCUCGACCCACGGCGGCAUCGUCGUUCGUCACGUCGACACCACAAACCCCGAUUCAGUUGCUGCUGUGCUGUCUGAAAAGACUGCCAUGGUCCUCCUCGAGUCCCCCACGAACCCUCUCAUGAAGGUCGUCGACAUCCCUACUCUGUCCUCGCUUGCCCACAAAGCGAACCCAAAGGCGCUCGUCAUUGUCGACAACACUAUGCUGUCUCCCUACCUCCAGAACCCGCUUGACCUGGGUGCUGAUGUUGUGUACGAGAGCGGCACCAAAUAUCUGUCUGGUCACCACGAUGUCAUGGCUGGUGUUAUGGCCACCAACAGCCCUGAAUUGGGUGACAGACUCUACUUCCCCAUCAACGCCUCGGGAUGCGGUCUUAGUCCUUUCGACUCUUGGUUGCUCCUCCGUGGUAUCAAGACGUUGGCCGUUCGCAUGGAAAAGCAGCAGGCCAACGCUAUGGCCAUUGCCAGAUACCUCGAGGGUAACGGAUUUAAGGUCCGCUACCCUGGUCUCAAGUCGCACCCCCAAUACGACCUUCACUGGUCUCAAGCCCGUGGCGCUGGAGCCGUCCUUGCCUUUGAGACUGGAUCCACCACCAUUUCGGAGAGAAUUGUCGCAGCCGCCAAGAUCUUUGCCAUCUCGGUCUCUUUCGGUUGCGUCAACAGCUUGAUCAGCAUGCCUUGCCGCAUGAGCCAUGCCAGCAUUGAUCCUGCUACCAGAAAGGAGCGCGCAUUGCCUGAAGACAUCAUCCGUCUUUGCAUUGGUAUCGAGGAUGUGGGCGACUUGCUUGACGACCUCCAACAAGCUCUGGUCAGAGCUGGUGCUGUGAAAAUCACACCAGACGGCAUUGAGCCUCUCGACGUUCCCGAGGGCGAGACCAAGCAGACCAAAGAGCUGACUGAUGAGCCAUGA